Messenger RNA from Lactuca virosa, 297 nucleotides. Lineage: Eukaryota; Viridiplantae; Streptophyta; Magnoliopsida; Asterales; Asteraceae. The record is from the annotation of a GenBank genome assembly.
AUGCUUGUUGUGAAUGAUGAUGUUUGGAAGGCCACCGUUUGUUCUCUUGUCAUCAGGUUUAUCGGAGGUGCUUAUGAAAAGUCAAGCAUACCGCUAGCAUUGUCCACCAUUGGUGGUGUCGUGCUACUUGAGACCGUUGUCAGUUGUUGGCUAUGUGAUGAGGCAUUUUGCGUCGACGCAGUGGCAGAGGACAUCGACCCUUCAAUGACUGGCCUCCAUAGUUGGCUCAUCGUAGCAGUGGUUAUUGCUGAGCCACCUUGUUGUGGUGCUUCACCGGCAACCGUUGUUGGCUUCUGA